Esox lucius (northern pike) is the source of this 1397-nucleotide messenger RNA. RefSeq lists its product as uncharacterized. The transcript has 5 exons. NCBI's taxonomy places the organism in Eukaryota, Metazoa, Chordata, Actinopteri, Esociformes, Esocidae. The record is from RefSeq and is a predicted model, not a curated record. Bases 13 to 1170 code for a protein of 385 amino acids.
CAGAGAGACAACAUGAAGCUGGAGCUGCUGGUGGUGUUGGUUGUAGCCGUCUUGGUUCCCAGUCUGGCUGAGGGACGGCUGGUCUCCAAAUGUGAACUGAAAGGCCUGUUGGACAAGGCAGCCCUGAUUUUGAACAUGACUGAGAAAGCUGGAAAAAGUAACGUGACAAUCGAGAACUUAAUUGCUAAAAUUGUCUGCCAUGUGGAAAAGGCCACAGAUUUCAACACCAGUGUUGUGACUCAUUGGAGGUAUGGAGACCGCCAAUACCAUGAGGGCCAUCAUAGGGGUAAGAGACAUGUCGUGGAGUACCACACCUCUACCCCCCCUGCUAAUCCUAAAGAACACACUACCCAUCCUACGUCCUCCCGCAGUACCCAUCCUACGUCCUCCCACACUACCCAUCCUGAGAGCCAUCACAUGAGGGGCAAGAGACAGGUUGCGGGGGACCACACCUCCACCCCCCCUGCUAAACAUGAUAACCCCACUAAACGUCCGACUCCUCCUACCCGUGCUACGCUUCCUACCCGUACCAUCCCUCAUACCAGCCCUAAGGGUCCCAAUGGAAGCCUUCAGGAUGAAAACCACUCUACCCUCCAUACCACCCCUGCUAAGCAUGAAGACUACACUACCCAUGAUGCUCCUCCUACACCCCCUGCUAAGCAUGAAGACUACACUACCCAUGAUGCUCCUCCUACACCCCCUGCUAAGCAUGAAGACUACACUACCCAUGAUGCUCCUCCUACACCCCCUGCUAAGCAUGAAGACUACACUACCCAUGAUGCUCCCCCUACACCCCCUGCUAAGCAUGAAGACUACACUACCCAUAUCAGUACUACGGACAGUCCUAAGGUCACUAAGAGGGUAAGGAGACACGCUGGGCAUGAAUCCAACACUAAAGAGACCGUGUGGACCCUUUACGGCUUGUUCCAGCUGAGCGAUCAUGUGAUCUGUGCCUCAGGUUCCAUUCCAUCUGUGAACCUUUGCCAAAUGAAUUGCAGUGCUUUGAUUGAUGACAACCUAAGUGAUGACAUAGAGUGCAUGGAGACAAUCGGAAAGACAAUAGAAAGUGGCCAUCUUGAACAUUCAAUGGUUCUAAUGGCGAUGAUCAAACUGCUCUUCCCGAAGGAAUGUGCGAUGAACACUGCCUCCAAGUACUUCUCGAAUUGUUGAGUCAACCCCUCAAUUGCAAAAUACCGAAAUGGGUCUGUCUGUGUAAAUGUGGUGAUAGCGUGUAAAGGUUUCAAUCAGCCACACUUUCACAAAGUACACUGAAAUAGAAUGUAGCCCAUAUAGAAAAAUAAAGUUUCAUAAUCUUUUUAUGUUGUUGUUAUUGUUUCAGUUUUCAUGAACACUUGCAAAAUCUUUCAAAUAUAAAAUCAGGAUAACAAUUUUACAGA